Molecule: messenger RNA, 462 nt
Organism: Candida dubliniensis CD36
Lineage: Eukaryota; Fungi; Ascomycota; Pichiomycetes; Serinales; Debaryomycetaceae
Exons: 1
Coding region: 1-462 (153 amino acids)
Source: RefSeq, a predicted model, not a curated record
AUGGCAGGUAGAAACGCUAUAAAUAAACCAAAAAUCAAACUUCAUGCUCAGAGUCAUGCUAAAUCAUUAGGAAGAAAGAGAGCUUCACGUAGAACUACUGCUACUAGAUCGUCCACUUCUCGAUAUGCCGCCAAGGGAACUACUGCCCCAAGACCAACCGACUCCAAGGCAGUUGCUUUAUAUACUGGGAACACCCCUCAACCAACCUCAACCAUGACAACUCAGACAUUAUCCAACAAAAGAGCUAAAAAGAUUGCAAGAAAUCAAAGGUAUUUAGCUGCCAACAACCAAAAGGAAGACGAAACAACAAUGGAAGUUGACAGUACAUCAGAACAGGAAAAGCAAACAAAGUUAGAUCAAAUCAAGAAGGCACUAUGGAGUGUUAUUGAGAACCAUCAAAAGAAUGGGUAUUCUGUUGUUUCUGAUCCAGAAGGAACUACUUUAGGUAUACAGUCCUUCUAA